GUCACAUGACGGACGCCGAUAACAACGCGCCUUUAGAUAACGAAAAAAUACACGGACAUUCAAGGCGUCGACACUCCGAUUGUACGAUCAUUUGAGGUUGUACUCACGUCCAGAAUGAAUAACAGACCUGUUGAACAAGCAUUGGGUACCCUGUUGCCGACCCACGCCGAUGACCUGCCUCAAGAGCUCCGCAGCUUGGCCUUAUCUCUUGUCGCGCAAUCUCGCAGCUUUUCUACUAGCCUAAGGCCCGAGGAAGAAAUCGCACGCCCUUAUGCUUGCGCCGAGAUCGCUUGCCGCCGGUGUGUUUAGCGUCCUAUCCCUGUCGCUGCACCAUAUUCUGGUUAAUUGGUACACUGACUAGCUGGUUGUGUCUAGGUUAGCUCGGGCCCUUAAACUCCCCCCUUUGAUGGGGCAUCCGCCAUGUCCUCCGCGUGCUUACAAGAAGCUCUAUGCAUUCCUUGAUCGCUCCCUUUCGAAUAGUGUAGCUGGAGUAAAGCGUGCAGGAAGCAGCUCUAUCUCAGAAACCCCUUCACGCACCGGAUCCGCUUCGUCGACCCCUACGAAAAAUUCGAAGCAUACUCGGACACCUUUGAAGACAGCAGGAACGCCGCGUAAACUCCAAAACACUACGGGCAAACCCACGCCAUUAAAGAAUUCAAUCACACAACAAGGAAGCGAAUCGCGCUCCCAGACGCCCCAGAAGCCCAAAGUUCGCUCUGAUGGCCUUCCUGGCUCUACAAUUAUUCCCGAUGCACCUGCCUGGGUGAUGACAUCUAUUCGGAGCGUGUGUAAAACGUUAUCUACACCAGCUCCACGAACGAGCACAUGGUCCCGGCCUCCCAUUUCGAGAACCCUACCACCUCAUAUUUUUGCCGGUGUAUCAUCCAUCCUAUAUUUCAUUUCACGGGUUUCCGCCCAGGAUGAGGAUUAUUUCGACGAAGAAACCCUAGAGUUCGUGGAGCCUAUCCUGGUUGUGAAGGAUAAAGAGAACGAUGAAGAUUAUAAAGAGGUUGUCAAUGCUCUAGUGGUAGCCGUGUAUUUUUUGGCUCUCGCCCGCAGACGAAGCUCCUUAUCCGAAGAGGAAGGGGAAACUAAGAAGCUCGACAAGAAGACCUUUUCUGAGAUGCGCCAGACUGCAUUAGUGAGCAUUGGUCUCCCUUCUACUGAGAGACGACAUCGUGAGGAUGUCGACCAGUGGAUCGCAGUGAUAAUGCAACAACGCUGGGCCAAUGGGAAUGAAUGGUUUGAAAACAUCCCGCAGGCUGGAGAACUGGACGGCGACGAUGCAUAUCUUUCGGAUGAGGACGGCUACGGCGAGGGUGAAGAACGGGCUAAAGGCACCAAACGGCAAAAGACAACGAAAUCGGGUCGCUCGCUGGCCAAACACUCCUCAAGAAAGGGCCUUCUACCGGGUCUUGGGACCAUGAUGCAGGAUCGUGUUGAUUGGUUAAGCGACGAUCGCAAGGAAGACUAUAUUGAGUGGAAGGCAACAGUCCUGGCACGAAUUGAGCAGGUUCAAAAGACUGCAGCGCAGCAUUUUGGCCCCUUGCCUGUCUGAUAUAUACUUCUUCCGGGUAACGGGUUUGGAGGAUAGGAGUUACUAAAGGCGAGUGUCGUUCUUGUUUCCUUACUUUUCCAUCGUGUUUU
Messenger RNA from Aspergillus pseudonomiae, 1647 nucleotides. RefSeq lists its product as uncharacterized. Gene Ontology annotation, cellular component: nuclear origin of replication recognition complex. NCBI's taxonomy places the organism in Eukaryota, Fungi, Ascomycota, Eurotiomycetes, Eurotiales, Aspergillaceae. Gene Ontology annotation, biological process: DNA replication. Gene Ontology annotation, molecular function: DNA binding. The record is from RefSeq and is a predicted model, not a curated record. Bases 407 to 1558 code for a protein of 383 amino acids. The transcript has a single exon.